Molecule: messenger RNA, 896 nt
Organism: Phanerochaete carnosa HHB-10118-sp
Lineage: Eukaryota; Fungi; Basidiomycota; Agaricomycetes; Polyporales; Phanerochaetaceae
Exons: 4
Coding region: 45-896 (283 amino acids)
Source: RefSeq, a predicted model, not a curated record
CUUUACCGACAUUUCCGCGUUAGGCAGCGUGCACCGACCACCCGAUGACAUCGCCGGCAGAUGGCACUGAGAGCGUUGCAGCACCCCUGCCCGGCGAAACGCACUACAGCCGGGAUGCCGAGCUCGAUGAGAGAUUUUACGACGGUGUCGAGACCGCGUUCGUCUCUGAUAUCACGGGCAUCAAGGACCCGGAUGAGCUGAAGAGACACGUCCUCCAGGUCCAGCGUGAGGUUUAUGCGAUUCACCCGUACCCCUGUAUUCGGCUUUGCAACUUCGUGAAAGUGAAGAUAUCUCGCUUCCCCAUCUACAAGGACCUCCUGCAGCUCGGGAGGGAACGCCCGGGCGUGCUAUUUCUCGACGUUGGCUGCGGUGUUGGCCAUGACACUAGGAAGGUUGUCUUGGACGGAUUCCCAGCCAAUCAAAUCAUCGCCUCGGACCUCCAUCCUGAGUUCUGGGGCAUAGGCCACAAAGUGUUCAAAUCCACGCCCGAGUCAUUCCCGGUCAAGUUCAUUGCAAGUGAUGCCUUCGACGACACCUUCCUCACAUACAGUGGAAUCAUUGCGACCUUGAAGUCUUUGGAUACCCCGGCAGCGGGCAGUGAGCAACCAGUGGACCUGUCUGCCCUGACCUCGCUCACACCGCUCCGCGGGAGAGUUUCGGUGAUUUAUGCCUCUUCGUUCUUCCACCUCUUCGACGGGGAGCGCCAGAGCGAGCUCGCAAGCCGCCUUGCGUCGCUACUCGUACCCGCGCCGGGCUCGUUCAUCUUCGGGUCACAUAUCGGGAGGCCCGAGAAGGGCCUGCGUGUCAUGAAUAUUACACAAUCCGGAUGGUUCUCCCGGAUUCCAUGGUAUUCUUUCACUUUCUAUACACCUCCGUAUAUUCGUAGGAUAUUCUAG